UUACAACAAGCACAUUCCCAAGGCAGUUCUUCGCUUAGGCUUUUAGACCAGCACUCGACAUAAUAUUUGUUUUCCCCAGCAUACACACCCUCGAUUUCUGGCACAAUGGCCUCUUCGAGGUCGCCGUCGCCGAGUCUGCGUCGGUCUCGCAGCGUGUCGCCCACCACUGCCACGACGCGCCUCAUUCAACAAAGCAAACAGAGCCUGUUUGCUGCCUUUUCCGACAGCGAUUCUGAAGAGGACAGUGAUAUCCUUCGUCCACGCGGGAAAAUGGCCGCAAGGAUGCAAGCACGCGACAGCGAAACCCCAGAGUCCGAGUCCGAAGUUGACGACGACGUGAAAACGACGCGGGCCACUCCGCCCAGGGAGAGCACCGAAGACAUCCAUUCCGCGGCUGGCCAGGAGAAUAUGGAUGACGACAACGAUGAGGACGUGGUCGCAACGCGUCCCAGGAAGCUGCACUCUCGCCGCGAGCGGAGCUUCACCCCCAAAACAAGGCCACAGAAAGAAGCUGCCUCUGCCCAAGGCCUCUUCGCCUCCCCACAAAAAGACGCCCCCGAGUCUCCGGGACUUUUUGUGUCGCCGUCCAAGCCUCAAUCUCCUUCAGCAGAGCAAAGUGACGACGACCUUCCCAGCCCAACCGCCUUGACCAAGAACCCCAGCUUCAGGGCGCUCGUCGCCAAGAAGCGUCAAGAACGGCUCGCGAAAGAGGCCGCCGAGGGACGCAAGAAGGCUGAGCGCCGGAAACAAGCUUGCUUCAACGAAGGUGAUGUGAUGGUUGACGACGAUGAAGAUGACAACAUCACGGACGACGAGGGCGGCCGGAAGCUGACCCAAGAAGCGGGGGCCGCCCGUCCUCCGCGGAAAGCCAGCAAGAAGGCUCUCGAGGAGAUGAAUCGCGAGACCCAACGCCUGACCCGGAGUCUGCAGCUCGGCUAUGAAGCCAAGGUGAGGAAGAAGAUCACCAAGGCGACCUUGUUUGAGCGCUUUAAUUUCAAACCUGAGAAUGCCCCUGCGCCCGCUGCGAAGGCUGCACCGGCACCAGCACCAAGCUCAAGCCGCGCCCCAACUCCCGGGUCACCUCCUCAUAGUGAUGCCGAGAUGAAGGACGCCGAGACGCCGCCUAGUUCGCCGCCGGCAUAUAGCACGGAGAAGAAGUCGGAGGACGUCGCUCCGCAAGCAGCCGAGACGACAAUGCUUGACGACGACGACGACUUCCCUACACUGGAAGAGAUCGUCCAAGCAGGCAAGAAACUUGACAAGGGCAAAUGCAAAGCCACCGUAGCAGACCUGGAGGAACGCCCUACAGCCUCGCCCCCCCGGAAGCGUAACUUCCGCCUUAAACUCCCUCCCCUGCAAGUCAACCCCGCCACGACUCUCUCUCUCGAUGACGACGACGACGACGACGACCUGCAGAUCGUCCCCACCCGCAAAUCCAAGCUCGACGCCCUCUUCGACCGCAUCCCGCUGAACCAAGCCAAAGAAUCCCGCCCGCUGCAGGUUCUGCGCCGGCUAGCCCACCUCGACGACCCGGACAAGAAGGCCGCCCCGCCCAGCAACCACAAGUUGAUGGCAAAGCAGCAGCACAACCAAAACACCACCGCGGCGACGGUCAUGACGGCCGCCCAGCUGCAGGCGAGCCUCCUGCAGCGCGCCCGUCAGCAGGUCAAGCUCGAGCGCGAUCGCCAGCUUGAGAUGUUGAGGGCUAAGGGUAUUCACGUGCAGACGGCCGAGGAGAGGGAACGGGAGCUGCAGGACGUGGAUGAUAUUGUUGCCAAGGCGAGGCAGGAGGCUGAGGAGAUUAUGGAGCGGGAAAGGGAGGCGGCUAAGGCGGAGAGGAAGAGGCGGCGGCUGGAAGGUGGGGGGGACGAGGAGGAUGCGGUCGGGUGGGACGAUGAUAGUGAGGAUGAUGAGGAGUAUGUGGAGGAAGAGGAGGGGGAGAAGGAGUUGGAACUUUCUGGUUCUGAGGAAGAGGAGGAGGUUGGCGAGGAUGGUGAGGGUGACGGUGCGACUGAGGGGCUGAUUGAUGAUGCUGCUGAGAGCGCGGAGGAGUCCGAGACUGAAGAUGCUGAGGAGCAACCUGAAAAGGAGGACUCGGAUGAGGAGCUCCCCAGCUCAAAGCACGUUCGCCGGAGGCCAAAGAAAAAAGUCACUAUCGUCUCUGACGACGAGGAUGAGGCAGAACCACUCGUCAAGGCUACACCCCGGCCGAAGGCUCAUUUCCCCAAGUCGCCGUCAGUCCGCAAUGCUGAGUCCCCCGCCGUGCCAACGUCGGUUCUGCGGUCGGCCACAAAGCCUUUCAUCCCGGGCCUUCCCGUCGCUGGUCCUGCUGGACUCGGUCUGACCCAGAUCUUUGCGGGCACCAUGGACGACAGCCAGACGGGGUUAACUCAAGCAUCACCCUCCCAACCGCGACCCACCUUCGACGUGACCACCUUUCCGGACUCCAACUUCUCCCAGACCGCGCAGGAAGCCCCGGAGGACAUGAUCCUCGACAGCCAGAGGCCGCAGGGGACGCAGCAAGGCGAAACGCAGGGCGUGCAGAUCCGCUUCUCGCAGUCCCAGAUGCAAGGCUUCGACACCUUGCUGCAGGAGCCUGAAAACCUCACCCAGGCCUCGGAGCUCAUCGAACCCACCCAGGACGCCGGUUUUCACAAUUUCUCGCCGCUGCGCCAACGCUUUGUCGAGCCCCCUGUUUCGACUGCCGACACGGUCCCCGUCGGCCAGAUCCAGGCAGAAGAGCAGAGCGAAUCGCCUCUGGUGAAGAGAACCGGGAAACUCAGGCGCAAAGCCGAGGUAGUACCUGCGUCACCGACUCGCCGCAGGGUUUCAGAAGAUGGCGACGAGACGAAGGAGGACCAUGAGACUGAUGAGUUCGAUGUCGGCACCGUGUCCAACAACGUCUUCGCCGCCAUGAAGGAGGCCGCGCUCAAGGAGAAGAAGCGCAAGGAGGCGUUUGACAAGAAAAAGAGCAAGGCGCGGGAUAUGGUCGAGGAGCAGGCCGAGGAGUCCGAGGACGAGUAUGCCGGGCUUGGCGGUGCUGAUGGUGAAGAUAGCGACGAUGAGGAUGAUCAAUCGGUUAAGGGGAUGAUUGAUGACGAGACGAGGGAGAAUGAGGAAGAUGAGAGGAGACUGGCUGCUUUCUAUGCCGAUCGUGAACGCGCCGCGGACGAGCAGCGGGUCGAGAAGCUCUUCCACGAUAUCACCACCGGUGCGCUUCGGCGCAAGCGGCAGGGCAACUGGGACGACCUGUCCGAUUCGGAUGACGGCGGAGAAGCCCGCCGCCGCAUGAAGCGCCGCCAGUUCGCCAAGAUGCAGCGCGCGCUAUUUGCCGACGAGCGUAUCAGCAAAGUCGCCGAGAACCCGCGCAGCCAGGCUUUCCUGCGGACCAUCGAGGACCGCGGCAGCGACGAGGAGAUGGACUUUAUCUUCGCGCCGCCACCGCCGCCUGCAGGUUCUGAAAGCCAGGAGUCCCAGGCUUCAGCCGCUGGACAACCUCCAGCAGUUAUCCCCAACAGCCAACCACAGACUCGGCCAGCAGCCAACCCGCGCCGUAACAAAGAUGGCAAGAAACCUGCUCAUAUCGGCGAAAUCCGCGAGUCCCUCUCCAACCUACUCGACGAGCCCUUUCACACCUCCUCCUCUCUCAUCCCCGCCACCGAACUCGGCUCCUCCGACGACGACGAGGAAGACCCAGCCCCCCGUCCCGGGUCCUCCCACAGCAGCAGCAGCAGGAGCAGCAACAAAGAAAACCGCAACCCGCGCCGCAGCACCAGCAUCAGCACCAGCAGCAAACCAAUCAUCGACCGCAUCACCCUGAAGCGCAACUCUUCCAGCGCCUCCUCCAACAGCAACAUCAACAACAAACUCGCCUUCACCUCAGUCACUUCCGCCACCGCCUCAUCGUCGUCGUCAGCAUUCAAAGUCCCCGCCCUCCUCCGCCGCGCAACGACAAACUCGCUGCUCUCCACCUCGCCAUCAUCCACCUCCACUUCCGCCUCUACAUCAUCAUCAUCAUCAACAGGUGCAACAAUCAAACUAGGCGGUGGCAGUGGUGGCAGUGACAACAUGAAGAUCAAGAAACCCGCCGGCAAGCGCUCGGGCGUGAGCUACCUCGCACGGGAAACGGAGCGGCGCGCGGCGGUGGCCGAGGCCGAGAGGCGCAGGGAGGCCAAGAAGUUGCGCGGGGUUGAGGGAAGGGUUAAGGCUGUGGGGGGGUUGUUUGCUGGUGGCAGGUUCGAGUGAAUCUUUCUCUUCUUUGAAUUACUUUUUUCUUUGUAUCCCAUUGAAUCCCUUCCCAGGGGUUAGGUUGGAAUUUAAUGGAAGUAGAGUGGGACAGCGAGGGUCGGGCGAUUAACCAGAAGGGUUCUUCUGGGUUAGGAUGUCCAAGAAAUCUUUUCGGUUAGUUGUCUGGCUUGGGAAACAGUUGGACCGUAGAUAGUGGCGUGUUGAGUACGGUAGAUUGUCAGGGCGGGCCGGCCGGCCGGUUGGGAGUGUGUUUGGGCAACGGUCUUGUAUGGGUUUUUGGGUCGGAUGUAAGGUAUUGUAGUACGGGCCUAUUUUAUGCAUGGCAUGGCAUGACUGUGCAGUAGCUUUGCGAGGAUGACAUAUGGUGAAAGCUCCCAGAUCUGCUUUCGCCUUUCUAUAUGUUUGGCAGCAGAUCGAGAGAAGCCAGAACGCAUGUAAUCG
Parathielavia appendiculata is the source of this 4689-nucleotide messenger RNA. RefSeq lists its product as uncharacterized. Gene Ontology annotation, molecular function: anaphase-promoting complex binding. Gene Ontology annotation, biological process: activation of protein kinase activity; mitotic DNA replication checkpoint signaling; mitotic G2 DNA damage checkpoint signaling. The coding region runs from base 106 to 4245 and encodes 1379 amino acids. The transcript has 2 exons. The record is from RefSeq and is a predicted model, not a curated record. NCBI's taxonomy places the organism in Eukaryota, Fungi, Ascomycota, Sordariomycetes, Sordariales, Chaetomiaceae.